AUGUAUAACUCUACAUAUAUGUUUGAUGAUGACUGUGAUGAAAUCCCAACCCAGCAUGCUAUCCAGGAAAGCUUACAAGAUAUGCAUAAAAAUGAAACAAAUGUGGAGGUAGCAGAAAAUGAGAGCUUCAAGUUUGUGGCAAGCAGAGAACGCACUAAGAUAAUUGCAGCUAUUCGGACAGUUAAUGUGUGUCUACGUACCACAGGCCAAGAGGAGGCCCUGAAGAAGCUGGUGAAGCACAGUUCUGCCUUUGAGGAAGCAGACCUGCAAGGCUGGCUUCCAGUGCAUGAAGCUGCAGCACAGCUCAAUAAGAAUAUCCUAGAAAUAACUUUGAGAGCGUCCAGUGCCAUAACAUGGGAACAAACCACUCUAAAGGGGGAAACGCCUCUUUUGGUAGCGGUAAGAAAUUGCCUCGUAGAUAAUGUCCGCUUCCUCCUCCUCAAUGGCAGCAAUCCCAAUGUUAAGAAUGAAGAAGGAGAUUCUCCUUUAGUUACAGCAAUUAAACACAACUCAUAUGAGAUUGCCUCCCUGUUGAUAAAUUUUGGUGCAAAGGUGGACUUGCAAUGCGUCCACAAGAGGACUGCUUUACAUGAGGCAGCCAGAUUAGGCAGGAAGGAUCUGGUGAAGCUUCUGCUUCAUGCCGGAGCAGACCCCGAUCCUCGCAGCGGGUAUGGACUCACACCUCUAGCAUUAGCUGCACAGACUGGGCAUACAGAAAUUAUGGAGCUGUUACUGCAAAAAGGUGCUGAUGUUCUUUCACAGGCAAUGGACUGUGCUUCUGUGUUGUUUGAGGCUGCAGGAGGAGGAAAUCCAGACUCGCUGAGCCUUUUGCUAGAGUAUGGGGCUGAUGCUAAUGUUCCAAAGCACUCGGGUCAUUUGCCAAUCCACAGAGCUGCAUAUAGGGGACACUUCCUAGCCUUAAAGAACUUAGUUCCAGUUACUGAUUUUGAUGCCAUUAAAGAAAGUGGGAUAAGUCCAGUUCACUCAGCUGCAGCAGGAGCACAUCCUCAGUGUCUUGAGUUUCUCCUCAAAUCUGGGUUUGAUGCCAAUUUUAUGUUGGAUCAAAGAGUUCGCAAAGGUUAUGAUGACCACAGGAAAUCAGCGCUGUACUUCGCCGUUUCGAAUGGGGAUAUCUGUUCAACACAGUUACUGCUGAAUGCUGGAGCCCUCCCAAACCAAGAUCCCAUCAACUGUCUCCAAAUAGCCUUGAGAAUGGGCAACUAUGAGUUAAUGAAUCUUCUGCUCCGGCAUGGGGCUAAUGUCAAUUACUUCUGCAGGGUGAAUACAACACAUUUUCCAUCAGCUCUACAGUAUGCGCUGAAAGAUGAAGUCAUGUUGAGAAUGUUGAUGAACUACGGCUACGACGUGCACCGCUGCUUCGACUGCCUUCGGGGAAGUAGUUCCCAUUCCCAGUAUGUGACUGAUGGAUGGACUUCUACUGUUAUCAAAGACACAAUGUUCUGUGAAGUCAUCACCUUGUCAUGGCUGAAGCAUCUGUCUGGCAAAGUAGUGCGAAUAAUGUUAGAUUACGUUGAUCACGUUAAUAUCUGCUGGAAGCUAGAAGCAGUUCUCAAGGAACAGGAACUCUGGCCAGAAAUCAAUUCAAUUUUAACAAAUACUCGCUCUUUGAAGCAUCUUUGUCGUCUGAAGAUACGGGAAUGCAUGGGCCGCUUGCGUCUACGUUGUCCUGUCUUCAUGACCUUCCUUCCACUGCCAAACUGCUUGAAAGACUACAUCCUAUACAAGGAAUAUGAUCUUUAUGGACAGGAAAACUUCAUAGGAAUCUACAACCUCAACUGUACAUAA
Messenger RNA from Nothoprocta perdicaria, 1806 nucleotides. It is a transcript of the gene ASB14, whose product is annotated as ankyrin repeat and SOCS box containing 14. Gene Ontology annotation, molecular function: protein binding. Gene Ontology annotation, biological process: intracellular signal transduction. NCBI's taxonomy places the organism in Eukaryota, Metazoa, Chordata, Aves, Tinamiformes, Tinamidae. The coding region runs from base 1 to 1806 and encodes 601 amino acids. The record is from RefSeq and is a predicted model, not a curated record. Gene Ontology annotation, cellular component: cytoplasm. The transcript is spliced from 9 exons.